Molecule: messenger RNA, 898 nt
Organism: Fomitopsis serialis
Lineage: Eukaryota; Fungi; Basidiomycota; Agaricomycetes; Polyporales; Fomitopsidaceae
Exons: 2
Coding region: 92-898 (268 amino acids)
Source: RefSeq, a predicted model, not a curated record
CCACGAAGCUAAAACAUCGACGCGCGCCGGUGGCGACACAGCAUUGACAGCGACCGGCUGCGACAGAUUCUCUCUGUCCUUCUCUAACGCCAUGCCUGCAUCGAGGAUGAUUGUGAUCCCCCUUCCGGUCGUUCCGGCCGCUCGCUCGACAAUCGCUCCUCCCAAUGAUGGGCAGCGACUCAACCUCCUUCCUCCCUUCAAGCCUCAUGCAGGCAGCGUGACGAGACAGGAACUAUGGGACGUGUGCCAUGUCGAGCCGUUUGCCCUGCUGCCUCGCAUGCUCAUCCCCAUCCCUGCUGCAAUCUACAGGCCACCAACGAUGCACUACGGAUGGUCUGCUCCUAGGGAGACCCUUCUGGCCUAUGCGAAGGAACACGGCUUGACCCUGAUGAUGCACAGGCGCAACCCACCGCUUCCUGACGAAUCGGACGGGGAGAGUAGCGACGAUGACGCUAGCGACUCAUCCACUGACGACGACACGGAGGACACUGGAAGUGACGAUGAUGACUCUUCCAGCAAGAGAGGCGACGAGUCAGAUGGGAGUGGCGCAGUCGUUGUCGAGAGGACUCGCAAGCCGUUGCUGCCGCUCUUCCUGAAAGCGCACCGGAUCGACGAACCUGCGUCAAUGGUAGCUGCCUUGGAACAUAUCUCCACUCAGCUAUCGAAGGACGGUUUGCGGGUGGCGACUUUGGAUCUGCACUCCACACUUCAGCACGGCGAGGGCGAGCAGCGGAUCAUAUCAGUCUACUCGAACUUCCAUCUCCUUCGCAAAGACCUCCCCUCGCCUGAGGAUAUCCGGAAGCUCGGAGAGGCCGUGGGGAUCACUGCACCGCCGAAGUGGUACAUUGAUUCGGACAUGUACGAUUGGUACUUAAUCAGGGAUCCGUACAGUUGGUGA